AUGCCGGGAGUACCACCAGACGCGGUCGAGAAUGUAAAGAAGCUGUUCAAGGGCAUUUUCCGGCGCGGCAGGAAGGCGAAGGAGGACAAAGCCACGGAGAGUGCUGCCACUACGCAGACAACUCAACAGACCACCAGCACGGCCUCUCAGCAGAAGCCCGCUGCCGCCCAGCAGCCUCCUCUCACUGACGGCGCGCCGAACACCGACAAACCCUUGCCGCCGACGCACCCAUUGCAGACUGGGCCGCACGACAAGCCACAAGUAGCCGUUCCACAGAAAGACGAUGCGCAGCCAGGGCCAGCCAUUGAUGGAGCCCGCGAGACGAAGAAUGAAUUGGCAGGCACGGGUGUCGUCCCAUCUUCAGCAUCUGUGUCUGCGGUCGAAAAGGACACCCCGCCGGCGCCGCCUCCAAAGAACGACCAGCCCGUAGCUGCCAGCCCGGCUACGACUCGGCAGACAAGUGGUAAGGUCUCUAAGCUGAGAGCAGGCGAGUGCUAAUCUUUCCGCAGCCAAGGAGAACACAGCACCUACGACCACGACUGCGCAGCCAGCCGUGACCGAGACGACCCAGCCGGCCCUGACAACGACGACCGGUACUACGGAAGAGGCAGAGAGGACGGGGCCACCAGCAGCGAGCAUUGCUACGGCGACGACAGCGACGACAGCACCAGAAGCUGCGAAAGCAGAGAAGCCUGUCGGAGAGAAGGUGCCCGUGCAGGACGAGAUGAAGCCGGCUGCGAAGACGCUGACCGGUGGCGGCAUGAGCGCAACUUCUGGUCCGCUUGAAGACUACCCAGACGGCGUGGGCCUCGUCGAGAAAGAAUGA
Molecule: messenger RNA, 826 nt
Organism: Lecanosticta acicola
Lineage: Eukaryota; Fungi; Ascomycota; Dothideomycetes; Mycosphaerellales; Mycosphaerellaceae
Source: the annotation of a GenBank genome assembly